AUGUCUGAGAACUCGACCCCACGUAGAGCAUCCGUCGAUACCGUAAAGGCGACGAGACCCAUCAGCAAGAGGGCUGAGAGACGUAAGGAAGCCUCGGAAAUCGACGAACUCGUUUCAGAUUUUGGUCUCCUCGCCGUGAAUGCUACAGCAAGAGACUUCUAUGGCUUCACAACAGAGAUGUCUUACGCCCGCUUGAUUCGAUCGGCCAGCGCAAAAGAGCCACUCCCAACCGGCUUGAUCAAAGCAAUGCCUCCAAAAUUCGCAGCAACACCACUGAUUCAACAUUACUUGAAUAACAUCUUUACCUUAUGGCCAGUCUUUGAGGAAGCUACUCUUUACUCUUCCGUAGAGGCCGUCUAUUCACAAGGCGACAAUGCAAAACCCUGGGAUCGCUGGAGUGUGCGUAUGGUUUUGGCUAUCGCCUGUCUCUCCCAAUCUGAAUCGAGGGGUGAUACACAUUACUCUGAUGCUGUUGGCCACGUGAAUGCGGCUCUUGAGAAUGCCGAAGAUGUACUACAUCCUGGUUACGUCUCCAGUAUUCAAGCUUUGAUACUCUGGACCAUCUACGCCACUAUGGAUCCCCAUCAUUUUGACAGUUGGACACUAGUCGGCGCAGCUUCCAGAGCGAUGGUAGAUCUCGGCAUACAUCAAGAUCCAUCCAAGACUGUUGCAAUGUCACGGCCGAAGCUAGAGAUCAGGAGAAGAACUCGCGCCUUUUCAUUCUCGGAUGAGGCUGCGAAUGUCGGCUUUCCGUUCCACAACGCUUCCAUCUCGCCAAAGUUUGCUUCACCAACAUCUCAAGUCUUCCAACAGUCUUUCGAUACAGCUGUCGAUCUCUUCAGGAUACGAGAGAUUCAGUCAGAGUGGUAUAUGGACCUCUUCCAAUCUGGACGGGAGCCUUGGCAAGAGCCAUAUCAAUACAUCUGGAAGCAGUAUAACAAGAUGUCAGAGUGGUUCCAAGACAUGCCUCAGAGUACUCUUCCUGCCGUGAAGUCAUUCUUCGGGCUCGAACUUCUCUACAGCUACGUCUAUAUUCUCUCGCCAAGCCCGCGGAUACCUCAUAUUCACGAGUAUGCUCAGCGUUUGAUUUUCGAACAUUGCAUUGCAUACGCUACGAACCUACUCGCCAUACUGGACAAACCUUCCAACACUGUCAAGCCUCCGGUCACCUUUUAUGACGCUAUGCGCGCUUACAUGACGGGCCGGCAGUUUGUGGACGUUCUGUCACGCAACAUGGAGAUGAUCCUUGAUCCAAGACCACCGGUACCUCCAACGCCACUAGCUCCUCAAACAGAAUCCGAAGAUCCCCUGGCACCACCUGCGCAGGUCAGCGCACCACCAUUCCCAUCACCACUACUUCCUGAAGGACAGAUGCUGCCAUUAGACCCCAUCACUCGUGCCAUUAACGCUAUCCAUGACUUCACAUCAGUACUAUCCAAAUUUGGCCUAAGGUUUGGCUUUACCCACUGGCGUGAUCGCUUCCAAAGAGAGUCCGCUGCUCUAUCUGCACAGCUUUACCAACGCCAACAAGCAUCACCGCACACUUCGCCUCCAGUACAACAAAUUUCGCCACCUGUCACCUACCCUCCACAAUGGGUACCAAUGCCAUCGGUAUCUCCACAGGCGCCACAACUCAUGUACCCAGGAGGCCCGACAACACCACCAAGUCUGUUCCCGCAAUCUAGUCCUUUCACAAGUUCCAUGUCAUAUAAUGGCACUUCGUAUGACGGAUCCGGUCAUAGUCCCCAACCACACGGUAUGACGUUCGACGCGAGCCCUGGCCAACAGACGUGGACAACUCCGUCACCUCAGCCGUUACCUGAGUUGCCACAGCCAUCCGGUGGCCAAAAACGAAGAGCUAUGGUAUAUGGCCCGGGCUUACCGGCGCCGCAGUCCGGGCAAGGUCACAGUCCUGGUGCGUCGUCGAUAUCUGGGCAGGAUAGCAAUGGAUGGCCACAACAGGAGCAACAACAACAAGAUACAAACGGCUACUUCCAAGCGCCACCCGCUAUGCCGCACCAGCAUAGCAAUUCAUGGACACAGGAUCCGUCACAAAGCAGCUGGGGGUAA
This is a messenger RNA of Alternaria burnsii, 2070 nucleotides long. Its product is annotated as zn 2cys6 cluster transcripitional activator. Gene Ontology annotation, molecular function: zinc ion binding; DNA-binding transcription factor activity, RNA polymerase II-specific; sequence-specific DNA binding. NCBI's taxonomy places the organism in Eukaryota, Fungi, Ascomycota, Dothideomycetes, Pleosporales, Pleosporaceae. The transcript has 3 exons. The record is from RefSeq and is a predicted model, not a curated record. Gene Ontology annotation, biological process: positive regulation of transcription by RNA polymerase II; DNA-templated transcription. The coding region runs from base 1 to 2070 and encodes 689 amino acids.